UGCGGCAGCCGCAGCGCCGGCCACGGCUCCGGCUCUGGCUCCCGGGUAUUUAAAGGGGACGCAGCGGCGGCCUGGGGGGAUGGGGGGCAGGUGGAGAGGACGGCCCAGACGCGCAUCAUCCAGGGCCCCUUGGGACUGGAGUGACUCGUGAGCAGGAGCCCAGAAAGCCGGGGGUGGAUAAGACAUCGCGUCCCCUCCAAUCCUCCUGCCACCUCUUUGCCCAUUGAGGAUCCCCUCGCAGUUUGUCCACCCAGGCAGGACAAGCCCAGAGGUGGCUCCCGGUCCCAGCUUCCUCACUGGCACCAGGGCUUCACUGGCACCAGGGCUUCAGUCAGGGCCCAAGGGAUUCCCCAGGGCAAUAGGCCUGGGAGAAGCUCAGAGGUCUUGUCCCCUUUUCCUCUGAGGGACUCUUUCUGGUGUCCACAGAAGGAUUUGAUCACUCAGGACAAAGCUGCUAGAGGAGCUCUGGAGGACCGCUGAAGGCCAACAGUCCCUACAGGUGGCACCCAGGGUGAUGUACUGACAAUGAGCGGGUGUUUUCCAGUUGCUGGCCUCCGAUGCCUGUCUAGGGUAUGGCGCGGCCUGGCUCGGGAGGCUCCUACUUCCCCAAGCCCCACCGCUUCUGCUGCUGCCCACUUGCUUCGGACUCUGGCAGAAACCCCACCCGCUGACACGUUCCUCCCAGGGAAUUGGUCUUGGAUGUGCCAGCGCCUCUGGCUGUGGCCCGCUAACCAGCCUCUCCCGGGCCGGCUCCCGCCGCGCCCCCUCUCGCUUGCUCCCUCCUCCUCCUCCUGCUCCUCUCUCCCCCGCUCCCAGGACAGCGGGAUGGCCGCGCAGAGCGCGCCGCGCUUCCUGCUGACCUUCGACUUUGACGAGACCAUCGUGGACGAGAACAGCGACGACUCGAUCGUGCGCGCCGCGCCAGGCCAGCGGCUGCCGGAGAGCCUGCGAGCCACCUACCGCGAGGGCUUCUACAACGAGUACAUGCAGCGCGUCUUCCAGUACCUGGGCGAGCAGGGCGUGCGGCCGCGGGACCUGCGCGCCAUCUACGAGGCCAUCCCCCUGUCGCCGGGCAUGGGCGAGCUGCUGCAGUUUGUGGCCAAGCAGGGCGCCUGCUUCGAGGUUAUUCUCAUCUCAGACGCCAACACCUUCGGCGUGGAGAGCGCGCUGCGCGCCGCCGGCCACCACGGCCUGUUCCGCCGCAUCUUCAGCAACCCGUCGGGGCCCGAUGCGCGGGGGCUGCUGACGCUGCGGCCCUUCCACACGCACAGCUGUGCGCGCUGCCCCGCCAACAUGUGCAAGCACAAGGUGCUCAGCGAUUACCUGCGCGAGCGGGCCCGCGACGGCGUGCACUUCGAGCGCCUGUUCUAUGUGGGCGACGGCGCCAACGACUUCUGCCCCACGGGGCUGCUGGCGGGAGGCGAUGUGGCCUUCCCGCGCCGCGGCUACCCCAUGCACCGCCUUAUCCAGGAGGCGCAGAAGGCCGAGCCCAGCUCCUUCCGCGCCGCCGUGGUGCCCUGGGAAACGGCCACUGACGUGCGCCUCCAUCUGCAACAGGUGCUGAAGACGUGCUAAGGACGCGGCCUGCAGGGGCUCCCGGGCGGGGAAGGGGGGCGAGGGGGCUGGGGAUCCGGAAAGACAAACCUAGUUUUAUUACUCCCUUUCCCUUUCGCUUUGGUAUGUCCCUCCGGGAAUUUCCGGAAUUCCAGGCUCGUCCCUUUGGGGGCUGGGGGAGGGAGUCCAGAGCCGUCCCCAUCUAUGCAGUUAGCCCAGCUCAGCUUCCUCCCCUACUUCCACUGCAAUAACGUUCUGGAGUCUGGCGCCACUGGGGUGGUGAGCAUACCUGGGCAGGCAGCAGUGUUUCCAAAACCCCUGUCCUCCGAAAUGGGAGGAAGGGGGUCCCCUGGCAGAUGAGAGAAGGAACAUCUCCCACUGCCUUAACUGCUGCCUUAGGCUGCAUGACCUCCCUCCCCCAGUUUUCUGUCAAGCGGAUCCAGGUCCCAAAUUCCCGCAGUUGCACCGGACUUCCGCGGAGAGAGACGGCUUUCUCAGACAACGAUCCCAAGCCUAGAUCUUGCUUCACCUACCACGACCCCACACUACACACCUUUUCUUCUUGCCUCCCUUCUCCUGACCAUCCCGCCAGCAUCCCCACAGGAAAAAAAGCCAGAGGGAACAGACACCUCCUCGUGGUGGGACGAGGUAGCACACUGUCCUGCUCGGGUCCAGCCAGCCAGGGACCUUGCAGCUCGCGCAACAGUGUCUCCUCGCACCCCAGCCUCGUCUAUGCAGCAAGAGACCAGGGACUUACACCAAAGUCGCCCCGUCGGCUGGGCCCUCUGAGCCCCUCUCCUCCCGUAUGGAACAGAAAGCCAUGAUGUUUUAAAGCAGAGCCAGCGAAACCCAAGCCCCUCCUCCCUCUCUGGUAUUUCAGAGCUAUAAAGGAGGCGAAGGGGAA
This is a messenger RNA of Vicugna pacos (alpaca), 2458 nucleotides long. NCBI's taxonomy places the organism in Eukaryota, Metazoa, Chordata, Mammalia, Artiodactyla, Camelidae. The record is from RefSeq and is a predicted model, not a curated record.